Molecule: messenger RNA, 687 nt
Organism: Didymella exigua CBS 183.55
Lineage: Eukaryota; Fungi; Ascomycota; Dothideomycetes; Pleosporales; Didymellaceae
Exons: 4
Coding region: 1-687 (228 amino acids)
Molecular function (GO): RNA nuclease activity
Source: RefSeq, a predicted model, not a curated record
AUGAGGGAUGAUAACAUAGCCGUGUUGACUGACGCAGAUAAUGUAUCGUAUAAGCAAAUUGGUGGGUUUAUGGUCGAAAUAGCCAACAUCGGCAAGGCCAGCAUGACGGGGUGGAAAGAAUGCUUGCUGGAUCACUCGUUCACGCCGAUGCAGCAAUUUGCGUACACAACCGGCAAAAACGCAACCGAUGGUGCGAUGAUCGUCGAUGCAAUGUAUUUGCUCGAUAGCAACUUUACACGACUCGCCGGUCGAAUCCGUGAGCAAGGUGUAACGGUGUAUGGCUUUAGCAAGCGGAACACAGUCAACGUGUUCGUUACAGCCUGCGACAAGUUCGUCGCCCAUCCACUACCGUUAAUGAUACCCACUGCACCAGCUGCGAUGGCAAAGCAUUCCGUUGGAGGUAUUCGCACUCGGUUCCGUAGUGGCGAAUUCGGCAAGCCGCGACCGCUUGAUCAAGUCGCCCUGGAAAGCUUGAGGAAGGCAAUCGCCAGUAGUAUCGUCGAUGAUUCCGACUAUGCGUAUCUCGCUGAGGUCGGUGUUCGUCUCGCAAGAAUCUUGCCAGAUCUUAAUGCGCGCAAUUACGGCUAUCAGAACCUUCGUGGAAACGUCCGGGAUUGCAGACUUGAGGACAAGAUCAUUGGAAGGCAAACUCCCGGUGGCCCUUGUUCGUCUCAAAGAAAGUCAUGA